AAAUAACCCUUAAUAUCAUGAGAUACAUAUUUCAUUUAAGGAUUAAUUUAAUAUAAAUUAAUACAAUUCAAACUAUACUAAAUAUUAUCAAAAAAGUACUCAAUACUCCAUACCGUAGACCAUGGUACAUUAGAUAUGAUACAGAUAAAAAAAUAUAUAUAGAAAAAUGGAAAAUGGUAAAUGACGGGUAUCCAGUGGAGUAAGGGUGCAGCAUGUAUCCUGCAUACGCGAAGAUCCAGCAUCCGCCUAGUUGUAAGGUAUGGGAUUCGGGAUUUGGGUGCUGAGUGGGCCCCGUCGAUUUUUAUGUUUCCCUGUCCGUGCCCCUAUAAAAAACUAUCACCACGCGCACUGCAAGGUCGAUGAAUCUCACUCUCAUUUCAUCACAGUAAAAAUAAAAAUAAAUUAUAAAA
Messenger RNA from Rubroshorea leprosula, 410 nucleotides. The record is from the annotation of a GenBank genome assembly. NCBI's taxonomy places the organism in Eukaryota, Viridiplantae, Streptophyta, Magnoliopsida, Malvales, Dipterocarpaceae.